CCCGGGUCCGACCUGGCAAGGCACGUUCGGGACCAAAGGAUGCCUGAAACUCUGUACAUGUGAGCUCGGCCGGUGAUCUAGGGCCGACUCACCAUGGGUAUUCCUUCGUAUAUAUCAAAUGAAGGGUGUGAUGGGAACGCGCAUGCCCAAACUUGACUUGAGGGAGGCCGACCAGCCACCUAUCCACCAGGCGACGUCAAGCGUGUCCGUAAAGUGCAGCGCGCAGCGAGAGCGGAGACGUCCGAGCUACAGCUGACAGCGUUCGCACGCGGGGGACGAGUGCACGCACUGCGCAUACGCAACGCACGUGCUUCCGCCUCGAGUGCCCCGCGUCUUCCCAGGUCAAAACUCGCUAGCCCUGAUGUCAGUGCAAAGGUUCCCCUCCCUCGGGGCGGUGUACCCCAGUGUACCCCCGAAAACGCGGCGAUCCGGCCGCAUGCGGAAAGCGUUUCGUCGGAAGCCACCACGCUCUGCAGCGCGAGCUGAUGCGCAGAGACUUACGAGUGCAGUCUGGGGCCAGGGCGAUCGUCGCGCAGCCGUGUAUGGCGGUCGUUUCUCAGAAAGGCAGCGAAAGAGGGUGCGGAGGACGAUCUUCACCUGGAUGCACGGACGCAUCUCGGAAGUCCCGGGGACCGAAGGGAAACGAAACGUGCUACGUGUCGUGGAAGGCAACGCAAGCUCAGCGAACGCUACCGCCGAAUGUGAGUUUCCCAGCGCAGAGCAGCGUCGUCACAGCGUGCCGCUACCAGCUGAUGGAGACACCUCGGUAAAAUGCGAGGUUAGGCCUGUCCAAUGCGAGAUGGUUAUGUCCGGGGCCGAACAUACCGGAAUGAUGCAUGCGCACGGACAGGGUGACUGGGGAAC
Molecule: messenger RNA, 864 nt
Organism: Fomitopsis serialis
Lineage: Eukaryota; Fungi; Basidiomycota; Agaricomycetes; Polyporales; Fomitopsidaceae
Exons: 3
Source: RefSeq, a predicted model, not a curated record